CAAGAUGCAGCUCCAGAAAGGCGAGGCGCACUCCUCCUUCCCGUGCUUCGAGAGGACCGGCUGGAACGUUCCUGUGGCGCUCACGCUGCAGAUUCCCAAGGGCCACUCCGCCGUCGCGAAUGCGCCCAUGGACGGACAGCCGAGAGGGACUGGUAGCGUGAGCGCCAGCAAAUUCAAGAAUGUGUUGGCCAUGCCUCCUGACAUGCUUGCCUGGAUGGUCUUCCCAGCCACUGUGAAGUUCGCUGAACUGGUUCCAGACAAGAUGUCCAUUUACCCCAAAACGGAUAACGCGGACCUGAAGGCGUCCGCCAAGGAGACCUUGGAGUUUCUUCCCAAGUAUAUUCAAGCACUCGUGAAAGAUGCGGUCACAAAGAUCGAAACAAUGUUUGCAGAUGUGGUGUUCCCUCAGGCAUCCGAGACACAGGAGGGCCUCGGAUUUGUUGGGCUAGAAGCAAGAAACACGCCCGCAACAAUAUGCGCGAGAACCACCAACCAGUGGACCUACCUCAUCAUGCACCAGCUGACAUGUCCCGCUUGGCUUGGAUUGGCUGGUGUCAGCUACCUGUGCCAGCUGGCGAUAAACGAGCAAAACAAGCAGCUCGCUGCGCUCAUGAAAGACUUCAAGGAACGCAAGAAAGAUACCCCGGCACCUGGCACAUGGGUCAAGCCGGCAGUAGCUAGCUACCAACUGUCGGACGCCGACAUCCAAGGCAUCCAUGAUGGUUUUGUACCUGACGGCACACUGCUGAGAUCCUGGAUUGGGUACUCCCCACUCCUACGCGUGGAUGCCCUAAUGUGUCCAGGAGGGCCCUACCAGGCAUGGAGCCACCUCGUAUAGGUGGCUGGCUACUCCUGCUCGUGAAAAAAAAAAGAAUGAA
Dermacentor silvarum is the source of this 878-nucleotide messenger RNA. RefSeq lists its product as uncharacterized. Lineage: Eukaryota; Metazoa; Arthropoda; Arachnida; Ixodida; Ixodidae. The coding region runs from base 5 to 838 and encodes 277 amino acids. The record is from RefSeq and is a predicted model, not a curated record. The transcript has 7 exons.